This is a messenger RNA of Orbilia oligospora ATCC 24927, 636 nucleotides long. RefSeq lists its product as uncharacterized. The coding region runs from base 1 to 636 and encodes 211 amino acids. NCBI's taxonomy places the organism in Eukaryota, Fungi, Ascomycota, Orbiliomycetes, Orbiliales, Orbiliaceae. The record is from RefSeq and is a predicted model, not a curated record. The transcript is spliced from 2 exons.
AUGUCAGACCGGUUCCCGCCUGUUAGCCCCGCGACGCUCACUCCAGAGCAAAAGCCAAUUCACGACUUCUUAGUUGAUCGGAUUUUACUACAUUUCCAAGAUACGUUCACUACUCGUGACGAGAAUGGUGCUUUGGUCGGCCUUUUCACCCACUUCCUCUACCUUCCAUUGUCAGUAGUAAGUGGGUACGCGGCAAAUUAUAAAGCACUAGGGGAUAUCUCAAGCUUUCCGUUGAAAUGCCGCGAGAUCGCGAUUCUAACGGUUGGGGAGCACUUCGGGGCCCCAUAUGAACUUUACAGCCAUUCUAGAGUUGCAAAGCAAGCGGGGCUAUCCGAUAACCAAGUUCGAGAUAUCUUAGAAGGAAGGCUACCUUCGGAAGGUACUGAACAGGAGAUUCUCUCUUGGGAAAUGGCGCGAGAGUUGAUUGGGGCAGGGGGGGCUUUCAAAAAAGGACAACUCUCAGAGAGUUUGUGGAAUAGAGGCGAGAAGGCAUUUGGAAAAGAAGGCCUGGGAGCCCUCAUUCAUUAUAUUGGUUUCUAUGCCUAUACAUGCAUAAUUCUGAAUGCGGGAGCAAUCUUAGUACCACAGGGGGAAAAAAUCUGGCCAAUGUCUCGUAAAUCUACUAUGCCUAUAUAG